AGUGCAACAGUGAAGCUUUAUUUGAUAGAGGAAGAGGAUCAGGCUUUGGAUACACAUAAUUCAUUGUUUGUCCAACACUGCUUUAUCUUCUCUUCUCAGUGGAGGACAAAGUGAGAGAAGAAUGUCAUCCAGCUGUCAGAAUAUUCAGGACCACUUCUUCACUACUCGGGAUCAUACGGCAGCAGGAGUCUGCAGAGCAAGCAAAGUACAGGAGCAGAGGGCUUUGUCUCUGAAAGCACACUGCAGUUCUCUGUGUUUUCCUGGAGCCCGGUCAGCAUGAGGACGGCUCUGCUGGUUGUUUGUCUCCUUCCUGUGCUCACAGCGACGGCACAGUCUACCCCAGCAGGGAGCGUUGACCCUGUGGUCGCUCUGAAAAAUGGGCGAAUCAGAGGGCAAUACGUGACGGUGAAAGGCACGGAGAGGAGGGUGAAGCAAUACCUGGGGCUCCCGUUUUCCCGCCCCCCCGUAGGGCCCCUCCGCUUGGCUGCUCCCCAGGAUACAGAGCCCUGGGAGGGGGAGAGAGACUGCACUCACCAGCCUCCCAUGUGCAUCCAAGAUCCAGAACUAAUUGUGAGUGUUUCUAGGACCAUGUCGAUGCAAUAUACCCCACCAGAGCUCUCAGAGGACUGUCUGUAUCUCAACGUAUACACUCCAGCUGAGGCAACGGAAGGGGACAAAGUGCCGGUGAUGGUGUGGAUCCACGGAGGAGGUCUGUCAAUGGGUGCAGCUUCUCAGUACGACGGCGCUCCUUUGGCUGCGUAUGAAAACAUAGUGAUGGUUAUUAUUCAGUAUCGCCUCGGCAUCCUGGGAUUCCUGAGCACUGGAGACGAGCACGCUCAGGGCAACUGGGGUUUCUUGGACCAGCUAGCAGCACUGAGAUGGGUGCAGGAGAGUAUCGAGGCCUUUGGCGGCGAUCCACAAACUGUCACAGUGGCUGGAGAAUCGGCAGGAGGCAUCAGUGCAUCAAUACUGACUCUGUCUCCACAAGCAGAAGGACUGUUUCAGAGGGCAGUCUUUCAGAGUGGAGUAGCAACGCUUGGGACCUACACGACAAGACAUCCUUUGGGUCAUGCCAAGAUUGUUGCCAACCUCACUGGAUGCGACCGCAGCAGCACAGAGGAACUGGUCCAGUGUAUGAAGGGGAAGAGUAAAGAAGAGCUAGUUGAUGCAACUAAAAAGAUGAGAAUCUACCUGGGAGCCGUGGUGGACGGAGUGUUUCUCACCGACACAGCCGAGGAGCUGCUCAAGAGGAAAGAGGUGUUGAGGGUUCCGGUGAUGAUGGGAAUAACCAACCAUGAGUUUGGAUGGAUCCUGCCUCAGAGCUUCGCCCCUCCUGGCUGGGAGAACGGCAUGAGCAGAGCGUCUGUGCUGGCAGUGAUGAACAUGUUCUAUCCUACUGGGGCCUCCUCUGCCAACAAUCUCAUCGCCGACGAGUACAUGAAAGAUGCCAAAACACCGGAGGAGAUCAGAGACGCGUUCACCGAGAUCGUGGGAGACCUGCUGAUGACGCUGCCUGUCGUCAUGGUGGCCGGAUACCACUCAGACGCGGGCGUUCCGGUUUACAUGUAUGAGUUUGUGUACCGUGCUGGGAUUCACAAAGACACCAGACCCAGCUUCGUAAAGGCAGAUCAUGCAGAUGACGUCGGCUUCAUGUUUGGUGGAUGUUUCUGGAGUGGACAUAUACAGAUCAUAGGCAACAUCACCACGGAGGAUGAAAGACUCUGCAGGACCAUGAUGUCAUACUGGGGCAGUUUCACAAGGACUGGCUCUCCCAACGGCCCUGGGCUCGUCGUCUGGCCUCAGUAUGACAGACAGAAGCAGGAGUACCUGGAGCUGGGUCUGACGCAGACAGUGAGACAGAACCUGAGGAAGGACCGGGUCCAUUUUGCUACUGUCGUCCUGCCUCAGAAGCUGGAACAGUUGGCAGCAACAGCAGCAGCCGAAGCUGCAAACUGAUCUCCGCAGGCUGCCAUGUUGUUUGUAUCGGUCCAAAGUUUGAGCAUUCUUAUGUCUCCUCACUGAAAAUCACUAACAAUGUGAAUCACUGCCUCCCCCCCGCUAUCUCUGGUUUAGAAAGGAUUCACUGGCUUUCUUUGGCAAGUCUUUGAAGUGUCUCUUUUGACUUUCUGUAAAAUAGCUGUCAAUAAAGAAAACCCUUUCAUUGCAAAGACACGAAAUGUGUCUCUUGUGAACACACACCGAUGGCGUCAUGGUUUGUAGACGCAGUUUGAAAUAUCUCCAAAAUUU
Anarrhichthys ocellatus (wolf-eel) is the source of this 2247-nucleotide messenger RNA. It is a transcript of the gene ces3, whose product is annotated as carboxylesterase 3. Lineage: Eukaryota; Metazoa; Chordata; Actinopteri; Perciformes; Anarhichadidae. The transcript has 14 exons. The record is from RefSeq and is a predicted model, not a curated record. The coding region runs from base 277 to 1956 and encodes 559 amino acids.